AGAGAGGGACUGGAGAGGGUUGCGUUGUAUGAAGAUCCGAUGAAAGAUAACAGGCUAUUGCAAUAAGAGGGCAAGAGAGAGGGGUGGGGGCAGAAUGACGCUGAUUCGGGGCUAUUGAUCUCUCCCUCCCCUCUAUAUGGGGUCAGUAGUUUGAUCAGAGCGCGCGCAGGAUCACACAGAAGAGCCACGCGCUUUUGCCAUGUAACACGAAGCGGCGCGUACAGAGAUAUCCAACAGGACACUCAUCACCAAUCCGAUCCCGUCUGUCUCUAACCUGAUGACGGGAAAUAAUCAGAUUAUCCAGCAGGACAGGAGAGCGACACGUUAUAUCUUUGAAGAAAAGUAACUGGUGUGGAUUGACAGAUGAUGGUGCGCUCGAGAUCAACAGAUCUGACCAUGAAUCCGUUCCGAAUCUCCGUGAUGAUGAUGUUCAUCUUCGCAUCUGUUCAUAUCUCGUGCCCAUCGCAGUUCCCCAGUCCGCUCAUGAUAAAAGAAUGGGUAGAUCAACUGCAGCAGGAGCUGGUUUCUCUAGCAGACACAGCCAGCGCUGGGAAUGAUCUUAAACAGAUCUUUAUGGAUAAUCAGAAUUAUUUCACUGUGGAAACAAAUAAUGCGGCACAGCUUGUGGAAACAGCGGCACGGAAUAUAGAAAAUUUUUUGAAGAAGCGAGCCACAGCUCUACAGACUUUGGCAACCGCAGCAGAGAUUUUCCAAAUGGAGCAUCAAUGGAAAGAUGAAUUUGAAGAGGACGAUAUAGUUUACUUUAAUGCCAAGGAUAAUCUUGAUGCCAAUGAAACAGAAGGAAGGAAAAACCGAAUCAGACCUGAAUUUAAAGAAGACCCGUCAUUCAAAAACCGCUUCACCUCCUACAACCAUACGGCUGUGCAUAUCCCCACGGACAUAUAUGACGGUUCCACUAUUGUGUUAAAUGAGCUGAACUGGACUGAAGCGUUGGAAGACGUCUUUAAGAAAAACCGAGAAGAGGAUCCAACGCUACUAUGGCAAGUGUUUGGCAGCGCUACUGGAUUAGCUCGCUAUUACCCAGCUUCCCCUUGGAUGGAUGCCAGGAAAACACCCAGUAAAAUCGACCUGUACGAUGUGCGCCGACGACCUUGGUAUGUUCAAGGUGCUGCUUCGCCCAAGGACAUGCUGAUUCUUGUUGAUGCGAGUGGAAGUGUGUCUGGACUGACCCUUAAGCUGAUUCGAACUUCUGUCAGUGAAAUGCUGGAGACACUUUCCGAUGAUGAUUAUGUCAAUGUCGUCCAUUUUAACACAAAAGUGAAUAACACAGCAUGUUUCGACCACCUGGUUCAAGCUAACGUCCGCAAUAAGAAGAUCUUAAAAGAUGCAGUGCAGAACAUUACAGCCAAGGGCAUCACCAACUACACCAAAGGCUUCGAAUUUGCCUUCAAUCAGCUCUCAAAUCCAAACAUCACCAGAGCAAACUGCAACAAGAUUAUAAUGUUGUUUACUGAUGGAGGCGAGGAGAGAGCAGAGGAAAUCUUCAGCAGAUACAACAUUGACAAAAAGGUGCGUGUGUUCACGUUCUCUGUGGGUCAACACAACUAUGACACAGGGCCAAUAAAGUGGAUGGCCUGUGCUAAUAAAGGAUAUUUCUACGAAAUCCCUUCCAUUGGAGCCAUCCGCAUAAACACACAGGAAUAUCUAGAUGUUUUGAGCAGGCCGAUGGUCCUUGCAGAUGCAAAACAAGUGCAGUGGACCAACGUUUACCUGGAUGCUCUGGAGUUGGGCCUAGUCAUCACAGGCACACUACCUGUGUUCAACAAGACCAAAUCCAGGGAGGGCGGAUCUCAGAACCAGCAUCAGAACCAGUUGAUUUUAGGAGUGAUGGGGGUGGAUGUGUCUCUCGACGAUAUCAAAAGAUUGACGCCCCGCUUCACAAUUGGUCCUAAUGGAUAUUAUUUCGCAAUUGACCCAAACGGUUACGUGCUGCUCCAUCCAAACCUGCAACCAAAGAACCCCAAAUUCCAGGAACCUGUUACACUGGAUUUUCUGGAUGCAGAGCUGGAAAAUGACAUUAAAGUCCAGAUACGGACUUUGAUGAUUGACAGAGACCCUGGGGAGAAAACGAUCGAAACGCUUGUGAAAUCUCAAGAUGAGAGAUACAUUGAUCGAGGAAUCAGGACAUAUACCUGGGCACCAGUUAACGGGACAGACUACAGCCUGGCCUUGGUCUUGCCUGAAUACAGUCUGCAUUACAUCGAGGCAAACCUGGGGAACACUAUAAAACAAGCCAUGUUCUCUGAGACCAUGCAGCAGGAGAAAUUUGAGGAAUAUGGGUACACCUUUAUUGCACCCAGGGAAUACUGCAAGGACCUGAAAGUCUCAUCCAACAACACCCAGUUCCUGAUGGACUUCAAUGAGUACAUUGAUAGAAAAACACCAAAUGAUCCUAUGUGUAAUGUCACUCUUGUAAACCGGUUGCUGUUGGAUGCCGGUCUCACAGCGGACCUCGUCAAAGUCUGGAAGGAGCAGAUUGUAGAUGGAGUUUUGGCCCGGUUUGUGGCUACAGAUGGAGGCAUUACACGUGUGUAUCCUAAAAGUGCUGGGGAAGAAUGGGGUGAAAAUUCUGAGACCUAUGACUCAAGUUUUUACAAAAGGAGUUUGGACAAUGACAUAUAUAUCUUCACUGCCCCAUACAUCAAUAAGAGCAGAGAGUCUGGUUAUGAGUCUGGUAUCCUUGUCAGUAAAGCAGUGGAUUUGGACAUUAAUGGAGCAAAACUCAAACCUGCUGUGGUGGGAGUCAAACUCAACGUGUCAGCCUGGAUGAACAGCUUCAUAAACGCUACCACCAAGAAAAAUUGCAAGGAUGAGAUCUGCGGGUGCCUCAGGAAUGAUAAGCAAGUGGACUGUGUGAUUCUGGAUGAUGGCGGCUUUCUGCUCAUGUCCAAUCAGGAUGAAUAUAUCUCGCAGAUAGGUCAGUUCUUUGGUGAAGUGGACCCUGUUCUGAUGAUCACUCUGGUCAACACCUCGCUGUUCUCCUUUAAUAAAACCUAUGACUACCAGUCCGUCUGUGACCCAGAGAGAGAAACUAAAGCUGCUGCAGGACUCCGUUCUGUAUAUGUGCCAACGAUAGCAGAUAUGCUAACUGUAGGCUGGUGGGCCUCCACUGCGGUCUGGUCAAUUUUGCAGCAGCUUCUCCUCAGUCUGACUCUCCCAAAUGUCAUGGGAACAGCAUACUCGGAGGAUGACCUCUCGGAUGCGUUCUCCAAAGAGAGCUGUAUCACCGAACAGACUCAGUAUUUCUUUGAGAACGAGAACAAAUCUUUCUCUGGAGCUAUGGACUGUGGAAACUGCUCCAGAAUGUACCGGGCGGAGAAGCUCCCUAACACGAAUUUGGUAUUUUUGAUCUCUGACGCAAAGAGUUCCUGCCUCUCCUGCGAUCCCAAACCACUGAGACAAGCCGAACAGCCCUCUACUGGUCCUGACCCAUGUGUUCUGGCCCAGAACCCUCGGUACAGGAAAGGACCGGAUGUCUGCUUCGACAAUAACGCAGAUGAGGACGCGACUGACUGUGGUGGUGGCUGCAGUUUGAGUCCGUCUCUCUGGCCGAUGUUGGCUCUUCAGCUCCUUCUACUCUGGCUGCUUACCGGAACCAGAACAUAUUUGUCCUGACCAGAGUGAAUCUACAGACUAGAAAAAAUAACUACUGACUGAACUGCUUAAUAUUCAGACCACAUGACCACAACAUAACCACACUUCGAUUAUACAAUCUAAGAUUGUCCGUUAGUCAACCCAAAACAAUUUGACUAACGCAGAUACAGAACUUUGACACGGCUCAUCAACUCACUGCCAAAUUCUGUCCUCUCAGACCGACCAGAAACACAGCAACACAGUCAGACACGAGAGACAGAUAUAUGCUCUUAUUUUUUAUUUUAUUUAUUUAUUUUUUGACCUCAGAACAAAACCGCAUUAUGAUCACAAAAAAAGAUUCAUGCAAAAUGUUUAGUGCCACAAACAGGCUAAUAUAAUGUGGUCAGAGACGGCUCCCAGCACCAGCCUGGAUCUGAAGCAGGGUUUAACGGUACAGGAAAGACUGUUCAGCUCUGGAGCUCAUUAUGAAUACAGCUCGAAGUGAGCUUUGCACCAGUAGUAGUUCAGUGAUGUCACACCCAAGCCCUUUAGGCCCAUAGAGGGCUGUUUUUCUUGUUUUAUGUUCAUUGAUUUCUUUGGUAUGUGCAGUAGGGGAAAUCUCAUGAAGAAAUUUGUAGGUCACAUUUCACCCCCAAAUGAUACAGUAUAUUUUCAAAUGUGAUUUAUUUUCAGCAUCAGUACUCCAGUCUUCAGUGUCGCAUGAUCCUUCAGAAAACAUUCUAAUAUGAUGAUUUGGUGCUCAAGUAACAUUUUUUAACCAUGAUGCAUUUUUUCAGGAUUCUUUGAUGAAUGGAACGUUUAAAAGAACAACAUUUAUUUUUUGGUGAGCAUUUGCUGAAUUAAAGUUUUCUUACUGACCCUUUUUUACUUUCUUAUACAGUACCUGUCAAAAGUUUUGAAACAUUUACCAUUUUUGGUAACACUUUGGUAUGGGGAACAAUUCUCAUUUUUAACCAGUUGCUUAUUAGCUUGCAUAUUGGUUGUUUAUUAGUACUUAUAAAAUGCCUUAUUCUGCAUGACCAUAUUCUACAUCCCUAAAUCCUACCCCAUACCUAAACCUAAACGCUACAACUACCUUACUAACUAUUAAUAGGCAGUAAAUUAAGAGUUUAUUGAGGUAAAAGUUGUAGUUAAUAGUGAAUAUGUGUUCCCCAUACCAAAGUGUUACCCAAUUUUUUAAUGUUUUUGAAAGAAGUCUCUUAUGCUCACCAAGGCUGCAUUUAUUUCAUCAAAAAUAUGUUGAACAGCACAACUGUUUUCAACAUUGAUAAUGAUAAUACGAAAUGUUUCUUUAGGACCAAAUCAGCAUUAUAGAAUGAUUUCUGGAUCAUAUGACACUGAAGACUGGAGUAAUGUUGCUGAAAAUUCAGCUUUGCAAUGACUGGAAUAAAUUACAUUUUAAAAUGUAUUCAAAUAGAAAACGGUUCUUUUAAUUUGUCUUUAAUGAGAAUAAGUAGCGAGAUUUCAUUGUCAUGAAAAUAAAGUCACAAAAAAAUCUUAUAGGUUAUAAAUUUAUACAGAAAAUCAUUUCAUAUUUUUAUUUCUUUUGAUUACGGGUUGAAAUAUGACCUGGACAUUUCUUUGCAAUUUUUGUGAGAUUCACCCAGUAUGAUUUUCAGUGUGUUAUUUCUGCUAGGUCUUAGAGUUCUUUUGUUGCUAAUUUUAAACUUCUCUGAGAUCACCAGAUAACUUUAUCAUCAAAGACUGACAUAACUCUAAGCAUCUGAUAUAAUCGUUGGAAAAAAGUGCCAUGUUGAAUGUCAUGAUUCGUUACGGAAAAAUUCAUUGCGCGAUCAAACCACACUUGACCAGUGCAUCAUCUGAUGCGAAAUGCAGACUGCUCUAAAGACUGAACAGGCUCCAAUUAGUGUACCGAAGCCUUUUUUUGUUGUGUCAGAAGUCACACGCUCGCGUCCAAGGGUCCAGAGCAUGUUGAAUGUGCUUCGUACCCUUCCCCGUCCUGUCUUCUGGGCCCCUGCUAUCAAACGAUUGCGUGUUUUACUGUAUGUCAUCCAGAUACUUAAUCUGUCAGAUUUUGUUCCAGCAUGACAGACAUGAUAUCACAAGCGUGUCAGAUAUUACAUCCACAUGUUGAACCACUAUGCGAAAACACAGCACAUGACAGGUUAUAAAAAAUGUUAAACCCUGGAGAAAUGUGCAUUUAAGAUGGUUGAAUGUAUGUUUAUUUUAUUUAUUUAUUAGUUUUAUUAUAGAAAGUCUGUGUAUGAGAUUAGGUGAUAUCAAUCAAAAAUAUUGCCUAUAAGGGAACCGUUCUUUUGAAUGUUCUGGAAGAAGAACAAAUACCAAUGGCAAUGCCUAGAGCUAUGAAAAAUUAAAUAUUUAUCCAUCCUGAUCCAAAGGCCAAGUAUCCAGGAAUAAAAUAACACGCUUCUCUCUUCAUUUCAGAGGUGUUUUAACAUUUGACGGCUUAAAAGCUUUGUCUAUUUUAAAAUAUAAACUUACAAUCAGUGUUUGCAUGAGUUCUAUGGCUUUUUAUUCAUGCAAAAAAAAAAAAAAAAAAAAAUUAUGAUGGCUUUAUUAGACUGUAUGGAGCUUUAUAGAUUUUUUUAUUUCUUUGUUAUAGCCUUUAUGAUGAGGAGGCUGUUAAAGUGACGUAAUUACAGUGAUACUAUUAAGUACAACUGAAUUUAAAGGUGGAAGGUUUAAUGUCGUGGUGAUUGCCAAAUGAGAAUGAAAUAUAAUAAAACGCACGAGAUAGCUCUAAAAUAAUUUGUGUGUUUAGUUUACUGGAUGUCCGUAAAAUAUCGCUCGCACCUGUGAGUCCACGUCAGACUUUUUCCUUUGGAAUGAGAUGAAUUUUUCUUUCUAUCUUCACUGAUGUAGCAUUGAGUUACAGACCUAAAUAUGCAGUGCAUUUAUGAAUCAUUACAGACAUUUUGGACCCAUCGGAGGCUUUCGGGGUCUGGAUUUCUCAUCUCAGGCCUGGGGUGGAGGCUGUGGGAUGUAACAUUUAAAUACCUCACUAAACGACGACGUGAGAUGUGAUUUUGAUCCAAGAGAGCUGAACUAACUCCCCUCUUUACAAACUAUACAGUGUUUAAAACGCCAGUGAAAUAUACACAAACCCCGCAGAGGCCGUUUCACCGUUUGAACGCAAAUUGAUCCCAUGCCAUGUCCGACAAAGAACAUCCGCAAAACAUGAAACAGGUUAAUGACAUGAUUAUGCUAAAACUAAAAACUCGAAAUCUGGCAGUGCCUACACUGUUAGUCAAGAAGAGCGAAUUACUUAAAAGUAGCAUUCACCUGGGGAUUUUAUUGGCUUGCUGCAUAAAAAAAGUGUUUUCAUAUGUUCUCCAUCAUGGUGGAGUACAAGAAACUGAAUUUUUUCAUUUUUAAUAUUACCCAAAAAAAGAAAAGAUUGUUAUAUGGAUCCAUUGAUAAGUAGUGAAAACCAGACACUCCAAAGUCCAAAUCAUGAAUCCAAAAAAGUUUGAAAAUCUGUUUUAAUAAUAAAAAAAUAAAAAAAACAUUCCACUUUACAUAAGAGGGGACAGACAAUUUAAGUGUGUUCAGGUUUGCACGGUGCUCCCGCAAUGCUCUUUGACAUUUCGACCCUCGCAUGAAAUGUUAGACGUGUAUAGACAUGCCCCCCUCAUGUAAAGAGGAAUCGGUUGUGUGUAUUUAUUGUAUGUUUUCUGAAUGCUGCUCUCAGCUGCUGUGCUGUCUCAUAGGGCUACCAUGUGUCUGUGCUACUGAACGUAUUUACUGGUGUUGGUGCUCAGUGUGCCGGAAAGUUUUCUCUGAGGUUGCGUUUCUUUUCCUGAGUGUUUCGAAGUCACUCUUUGAUUUGUGUGUUCAAUGGUGGGGAGGGGCGUGGUAUGUGCCUCCAAAGCCCCGCCCACCUCACUUGGUUGUGCUUACAACUAUAUAUAUAUAUUCUUUUGUGGAAACUGACACGCCUGAAACAAUUUUCUAUACAUUUGUACAAUAAUGUUGUUCAACAAAAUAAAACAAAAAAGUUUGUAAAGUUUACAAAUGUGUAAUUCUUGUGCAAAUACAAUAUAUUCACAAUAAAAGUUUAUUAUUACUA
Ctenopharyngodon idella (grass carp) is the source of this 7666-nucleotide messenger RNA. Its product is annotated as voltage-dependent calcium channel subunit alpha-2/delta-1. The coding region runs from base 364 to 3636 and encodes 1090 amino acids. Gene Ontology annotation, cellular component: L-type voltage-gated calcium channel complex. The transcript has 38 exons. Lineage: Eukaryota; Metazoa; Chordata; Actinopteri; Cypriniformes; Xenocyprididae. Gene Ontology annotation, molecular function: voltage-gated calcium channel activity. The record is from RefSeq and is a predicted model, not a curated record.